AUGGCCCAGCAGAUGGGACAGGGGUCACCUGUCGAGGCCACCUUGGCUCUGCCAGGGGAAGCCAUCGCGGUGCCCGAGCUCCCCCCUGCUGCCAUAUCCGAGUCUCCUGCUCCCUCCUCGGCACACGACGCGGUGGUUAACAAGCUCCUGAACCGGCCCAUCGUCCAUCGCAGCAACUCGACUCCAGUUCCCGAAUCCGCGUUUGGACCAGACAUGCACCGCACACUGUCGGGGACACGCACGCCGAAAGAUUCGGAGCGAGCGCGAGACCAGACUCCGAGCGAGGCCAUACGCGACUCACCUCUGUCCACCUUGCUGCGUGGCCCACUCGAUGCUUCCGGAGACGGCGUUACUCGAGCACUUGGAUCUCACAUCGAAGCAGUGUUGUCCGCGCAAGUCGAGAUUGGCCGCGCACAUCUUGCUCUCGAAGGGAUCGGUGCUCCGAAGCCGGCCCGCCUCGACCUCGUGAACUCGACCUUGGAUGAAGGCGAGGACGAGGCUGAAAGAGCUGCUGAAGCGGAUGAUGCCGACGAGGCCGACUUGUUGCGCCGCCAGCAGGGCGUAGAGGAACUCAUGGCGAAGUUAUCCACACUCGCGACAUCGAUCAAGUCUUACCAUGCCAUCGGCACGCCAGCCCUCAUCUUUCCUCGGACUGGGCUCCCUCACCAGCGCCACGCCGUUGUGCCAGCACUGCAUGAUCCGAAGGCAGGCUUGCCCAAAGUGGCCAUUGCGAUGCCCAAUGUGGCACGUAACGAAGCGCUCCCGACAUCAGCGGGCAGCGUUCCCAUUCCUGAAACCGGGCUGCGGAUAGCACUUCCCACGUCUACCACCUCGUCGACAAGUGUCCAGUCCCCGGUGUCUCCUCCGCCGAUCUCUGCGCCCGCCACCGCUGGUCGCCGUGGCAGGCACAUGUGGUUCCGCAAGAGUGAGAUGAUGGAUAGCCCUACCGAGCUCUCUCCGAUCGAGAGAGACACGGACAGCGUGCGCUAG
Messenger RNA from Cutaneotrichosporon cavernicola, 990 nucleotides. RefSeq lists its product as uncharacterized. The record is from RefSeq and is a predicted model, not a curated record. The transcript is spliced from 2 exons. Bases 1 to 990 code for a protein of 329 amino acids. Lineage: Eukaryota; Fungi; Basidiomycota; Tremellomycetes; Trichosporonales; Trichosporonaceae.